UAAUGUAACAAAAUGUGAACAAAGUGAAGGGGUCUGAAUACUUUCCGGAUGAACUGUAUAUUGAAUAUUUGAAUGUGUGUUGACUGUACAGCUGUUGUCUUAUAAUCAACGUGCAGUCUGUUAAAUAUAGCAAAGACUUCUUCCGCGUUUUCAAUGUUAUUUAAAAAUGAAUACAAUAUUUUGAUACUGUUUCAUGAUAAAAAUUACUGCUUGACACACACACACACACACACACACACACAAGGCGAGCAGGAAUGAAAGGAGAAAGGAGGAGUUUUGAUUGUAUUGUUGUUUAGGGCGCUGCUGGUGAGCCGCGAACCGUCGGUCGUUGGAGUGACAGCGACAUGAUCUGGUCAGAGCCGGUAAGAACGUAAACAGUCCGCUGCUACCUAACGAAACAUACAACACGUCAAAGCAACAGCUGAAGUAUCCCAGACGACCGGAUAGCCUGCUGUAUAAAACGGCUAAAUGUAGGCUAUAUUUAAAUGUUUAAAAAAAAAAAAGCAACGUAGCGUGUUUCUCUCACAGAAAGAAAGUUCGCAUCUUUCUUUCCAGAUGAUGCUGAUGCGAGAGCAUCUCCUAUCUCUUUGGUGGGUUAGAUAGGAGGUCCAGUCGGACCCAUUUCACUGCGACACCUGGUUUAUUCUGUCCACCAUUAUAACAACAGACGGACCUGUCAGAACAGAACGAAUGAGCAAAUAGCGGACAGGUCUGGACCAUCCGUCUAUCGCUCACCAUGAAACAGGGUGGUCUCGUGGACGACACGGAGGACGUGGAGUUGGAUUUCAGUACGGAGGAGGAGGAGCAGCGAGCGCUCAGGGGGGUAAAGAUCAGACACCCCCUCGCCUCCUUCCUGCACCUGUUCUUCCGAGUGGCUGCCAUAGUAACCUACCUGCUCUGUGAUUGGUUCACCAAGAGCUUUACUUCCUGCUUCAUUAUGAUCAUCACUCUGCUGUCCUGUGACUUCUGGUCCGUUAAGAAUGUGACAGGCAGGUUGUUGGUGGGUCUGCGAUGGUGGAACCAGAUCGAUGAGGAUGGGAGGAGCCUCUGGGUGUUUGAGGACAGCAAGUCCUCUCCCCAGGCCGGUGGUACGGAGGUGGAGGCCAGGAUCUUCUGGUCGGGUCUGAUCAUCUGUCCUCUCAUCUGGACCGGCUUCUUCUUCACGACCCUGUUCUGUCUGAACACAGACUGGCUGGUGUUGGUGGUAGCCAGUAUCUCUCUCCAGGGGGCUAAUCUCUAUGGUUACCUGCGCUGCAAGAAUGGUGGACAGGAAGUCCCACCCACAUCCCCUUCCUCCUUCCUGCAGGGACAGCACUUCCUCCAGCGGCCUGAUAUCAUCUCCAGAAUGCUGUGAUGGAAUAGGAAUCACCUGGAGCUGCCUUCUCUGAUUGUGUGUGUGUGUGUGUGUGUGUGUGCGUGCGUGCGUGCGUGACAGACAGAGCAGGAAAUGUUCUGGAACUCAGAAGGGGACAGAAGCCCAUCAACAUCAAAGCUCCUGGAAUUACAUCAGUUUCAUAUUCAGCAUUUUAAUUAUUUUGAUUUAAUUUUAUAUUUCUAUGAAUAUAUACAGUAUUUAUUUUUUACUUCUGACGAUGUUAUAAUCUGUUUCCUGUCUGUCUGGUGGCUAAUAAA
This is a messenger RNA of Oncorhynchus tshawytscha (Chinook salmon), 1632 nucleotides long. RefSeq names its product Golgi apparatus membrane protein TVP23 homolog A-like. Gene Ontology annotation, cellular component: Golgi membrane. Lineage: Eukaryota; Metazoa; Chordata; Actinopteri; Salmoniformes; Salmonidae. The transcript has 7 exons. The record is from RefSeq and is a predicted model, not a curated record. Bases 737 to 1354 code for a protein of 205 amino acids. Gene Ontology annotation, biological process: protein secretion; vesicle-mediated transport.